CUCAAGGGCUAUCAGCUCAAGGGCCUUCGCUGGCUGGCCAAUCUCUACGAACAGGGCAUCAACGGCAUCCUAGCAGAUGAAAUGGGCUUGGGCAAGACCAUUCAGUCCAUCUCUACCCUCGCCCAUCUGGCUGAACAUGAGGGCAUCUGGGGUCCAUUCUUGGUCGUCACACCGGCCUCGACCCUACAUAACUGGUGUGAGGAGGUCUCUCGCUUUACGCCCGAGCUGAAGGCUCUCACCGCUGGCAUCGGCUCCGGGGCACCGGUGGCGAACUGCAUGGCCUGGCAGGUGACGUCUUACGAGAUUGUGGUCAAGGAUGCCAAGUACUUUAAUCGCGUUCAUUGGCAGUACAUGAUUUUGGACGAGGCCCAGGCCAUCAAAAGCAGCACCAGCCAGCGGUGGAACACAUUGCUCAAGUUCAACUGUCGCAAUCGUCUCCUGCUCACGGGCACGCCCAUACAAAAUACCAUGGCAGAGCUCUGGGCCCUGCUGCAUUUUAUCAUGCCGACGCUCUUUGACUCACACGAUGAGUUCAACGAGUGGUUCUCCAAGGACAUUGAAUCCCAUGCUCAGAACAGCAGCAGCAAGCUUGACGAGAAGCAGCUGCAGCGCCUUCACAUGAUCCUGCAGCCCUUCAUGUUGCGCCGUAUCAAGCGCAAUGUUGAGAAUGAGCUGCCAGAUAAGGUCGAGGUCAUGAUCAAAUGCCCGCUCUCAGCUCGUCAAUCGCGCAUCUACCGUCGACUCAAGAGCAACAUCAAACGCGAUCAAUUGAGCGCCAUCACGUCAGCAGCGAUGGCACCCGUGUCGCGGAGCUCGCGUGCGGAGGACAAGGCCCUUUCCAGCCUGUUGAACAUGGUGAUGCAGUUUCGUAAAAUCUGCAAUCACCCCAACCUCAUUGCACGGCGCCCCGUGCGCUCCCCCGUUACGCAUGCACAACUGUUUGUGGCCGACUGCGCCAAAUUGCAGGUCUUGGACGACAUGCUGCGGCGCCUCAAAGCAGGGGGGCAUCGUGUGCUGAUCUACUCCCAAAUGACCAAGAUGAUCGAUCUGUUGGAAGAGUUCUUGACACAUCGCCAGUACAAAUAUGUGCGCUUGGAUGGGUCAUCCAAGAUUAGCGAACGCCGGGACAUGGUGGCUGAUUUCCAAUCACGGGAUGAUAUCUUUGCGUUUAUUCUAUCAACGCGUGCGGGCGGCAUUGGCAUCAAUCUGACGGCAGCGGACACGGUCAUUUUCUACGACUCUGAUUGGAACCCCACUGUGGAUCAGCAGGCCAUGGAUCGUGCCCAUCGCCUGGGCCAAACCCGCACAGUGACGGUGUACCGCCUCAUCACGCGCAAUUCCGUGGAGGAACGCAUUUUAGCGCGUGCUCAAGAGAAGAGCAAAGUGCACCAAAUGGUUAUUCAAGGCGGC
Monosiga brevicollis MX1 is the source of this 1410-nucleotide messenger RNA. RefSeq lists its product as uncharacterized. Gene Ontology annotation, molecular function: histone binding; ATP hydrolysis activity; ATP binding. The record is from RefSeq and is a predicted model, not a curated record. Gene Ontology annotation, biological process: DNA repair. Lineage: Eukaryota; Choanoflagellata; Craspedida; Salpingoecidae. The transcript is spliced from 6 exons. Gene Ontology annotation, cellular component: Ino80 complex. The annotation marks the transcript as partial.